CUGCCUAUAAACAGCCCUGCUAGAAAGACAUUUGACGUGGAAGUGCAGAAAACAGGAAAACAGGAUUUACACCGCGGUCCUCACCCCAUUCAACAAGGACUCGAGCAUGUUUCUGCUCCAGUGGAGCAUGUUUGCGAAUAAUUCUUUCAAACUGCCUCGUCUCUAGCCUCUUCCUCUCUGUCUCCCACAGGAUGAUUGUUCUGACUGAAAUUGAGUCAGGGAAGUGACUGUGCCAGAGCGAGCCUGGAGGGGCGGCUACGCAAUUUCUCCUGCUGUCCACACAAGGGCAGACGUCCAAUGCCUUGACAUGGGGAGGAACGAGUGCACCUGUCCAGUCGGCGAGCUGGCCGUCAGGCGGCUGGAGUAAGAGAAUUGGUUCUUUCUUAUUAGGAUUAGAAGGUGGAGUGGAGCCAUGUCCAGGCUGAAAGAACCAAAGGAACCCUUGUGGGUACUCUCUGCCUUGACUGUACCAAACCUCGGCAAGUCUCUUUGGCUCUUCGUCUUAUCUUUGGGAUUUACAGUGGUCAUCUGCCAGCAAGUCCAGUACACCACGGUCACGACAAACUACGGGAAACUUCGGGGGUUUAGGGCAUCGCUGCCCAGUGAAAUUCUGGGCCCGGUGGAGCAGUAUCUGGGCGUACCUUAUGCCAUGCCCCCUACUGGCGAGAGAAGGUUCCAAGCUCCCGAGCCGCCCACAUCCUGGCCUGGCAUCAGGAACGCCACCCAGUUCGCCCCAGUGUGCCCGCAGUACCUGGAGGACAGGCUCUUACUUAGCGACAUGCUGCCCGUCUGGUUUACGGCCAACCUGGACACGGUGGCCACCUACGUGCAGGACCAGAACGAAGACUGCCUCUACCUGAACGUCUAUGUGCCCACGGAGGAAGCUCCAAUGACGUUGCGCCAGGGGUUCUCAACCCUCUCCACCCCAAGGCCCACCUACAUGGACGAUAAUGACGGACUAAAGCCGGUGAUGGUGUACAUUCACGGCGGCUCUUAUGUGGAAGGCACAGGAAACAUGAUUGACGGCAGCGUCCUCGCCAGCUACGGCAAUGUCAUCGUGGUCACCCUCAACUACCGUCUGGGGGUUUUAGGGUUCCUGAGCACGGGGGAUCAAGCUGCCAAGGGGAACUACGGGCUGCUGGAUCAGAUCCAGGCUCUCCGAUGGGUGAAGGAGAACAUUCAGGCUUUCAAUGGAGACCCUCGACGAGUGACGAUAUUUGGGUCUGGAGCUGGAGCGUCGUGUGUCAGCCUACUGACCUUGUCACACUAUUCAGAAGACCUCUUCCAGAAAGCAAUCAUUCAGAGCGGCACAGCCCUGUCCAGCUGGGCAGUGAACUACCAGCCGGCCAAAUACACCCGCAUGCUGGCUGAGAAGGUGGGCUGCAACGAGGACGACUCUGUGGAGCUGGUUCAGUGCCUCCAGAACAAGAAUUACAAGGAGCUCAUCGAGCAGAGCAUCACGCCUGCCAAGUACCACAUCGCGUUCGGCCCCGUGAUCGACGGAGACGUCAUUCCGGACGACCCGCAGAUCCUGAUGGAGCAAGGCGAGUUCCUGAACUACGACAUAAUGCUGGGAGUGAACCAGGGAGAGGGCUAUAAGUUCGUGGAUGGUAUCGUGGACAGCGAGGACGGGGUCACCGGAAAUGACUUUGAGUUCGCCGUGUCGGAUUUCGUCGAUAACCUGUACGGCUACCCGGAAGGAAAGGACACCCUGAGGGAAACCAUAAAGUUCAUGUAUACGGAUUGGGCAGACAAGGAGAAUCCGGAAACACGUCGCAAAACGCUGGUCGCGCUUUUUACGGAUCACCAGUGGGUGGCUCCGGCCGUGGCCACGGCGGAUCUCCACGCCCAGUACGGCUCACCGACGUACUUCUAUGCGUUCUACCACCACUGCCAGAGCGAAAUGAAGCCCGCAUGGGCAGACUCCGCCCACGGAGAUGAACUUCCGUAUGUUUUUGGGAUCCCGAUGAUUGGCCCGACUGAUCUUUUCAGCUGUAAUUUCUCCAAAAAUGAUGUCAUGCUCAGUGCUGUGGUUAUGACCUACUGGACUAACUUUGCCAAGACUGGAGACCCAAACCAACCAGUUCCCCAGGAUACAAAAUUCAUUCACACUAAACCCAAUCGCUUUGAAGAGGUGGCCUGGUCCAAGUACAACCCUAAAGACCAGCUGUACCUGCACAUCGGCCUAAAGCCACGUGUCCGAGACCACUACAGGGCCACCAAGGUGGCUUUCUGGUUGGAGCUGGUGCCGCACUUGCACAACAUCAACGAACUGUUCCACUACGUGUCGUCGACCACCAAGAUUCCGCCUCAGGACACGACUCCCUUCUCAUACACCAAACGUUUGUCCAACAAGCUCUGGCCGUCAACCACCCGGCACCCUGCCGUUCCUGCAGGGAACACCAAGCAGGCCCCGGACCAGCAGAAGACUCCGGACCAUGACGACGGCACCGUGAUCAUCGAAGCUAGGGACUACUCCACUGAACUUAGCGUCACCAUCGCUGUGGGAGCCUCCCUGCUCUUCUUGAACAUCCUGGCCUUUGCAGCUCUCUAUUACAAGAAGGACAAGCACCGCCUGGAGUCUAGCCGGCGGCUGAGUCCUCCGAGGAACCUCGCCAAUGACGUUGCGCGAGUCCCAAGCGAGGAGCUGAUGUCUCUGCAGAUGAAGCAACUGGAUCACGACCACGAUCACGACUGCGAGUCGCUGCAGGGGCACGACAUGCUCCGCCUGACCUGUCCACCAGAUUACGCCCUCACGCUGCGACGCUCCCCGGACGACAUCCCCCUCAUGACCCCGAACACCAUCACCAUGAUCCCCAACUCCCUUUCAGGGAUACAGUCCUCGUACCACCCCUUUAGCACAUACGCCAACAGCACUCCCAGCAAUACCGGCCUCCCUCACGGACACUCCACCACCAGAGUAUAA
Molecule: messenger RNA, 2926 nt
Organism: Colossoma macropomum (tambaqui)
Lineage: Eukaryota; Metazoa; Chordata; Actinopteri; Characiformes; Serrasalmidae
Gene: nlgn4xb
Product: neuroligin 4 X-linked b
Exons: 7
Coding region: 413-2926 (837 amino acids)
Biological process (GO): neuron cell-cell adhesion; chemical synaptic transmission; synaptic vesicle endocytosis
Cellular component (GO): synapse; cell surface; postsynaptic specialization membrane
Molecular function (GO): signaling receptor activity; neurexin family protein binding
Source: RefSeq, a predicted model, not a curated record